Molecule: messenger RNA, 3871 nt
Organism: Drosophila willistoni
Lineage: Eukaryota; Metazoa; Arthropoda; Insecta; Diptera; Drosophilidae
Gene: LeuRS
Product: leucine--tRNA ligase, cytoplasmic
Exons: 6
Coding region: 112-3666 (1184 amino acids)
Biological process (GO): leucyl-tRNA aminoacylation
Molecular function (GO): aminoacyl-tRNA deacylase activity; ATP binding; leucine-tRNA ligase activity
Source: RefSeq, a predicted model, not a curated record
GCAUCUCUUUCUAGCGGCCGCUUUCUGGUAAACACGUUGCACUUGGAUUUGAUUUUUGGGUUUUUGCACUAAGUAAUUGUUAUAAACAAUUGCCAACGAAAGCUAACAACAAUGGCGGCCAACGUCGAGCGUAAAGGCACCUUUAAGGUGGAAUAUUUGCAGAAAAUCGAGAGUGAAGUCCAGGCGCGCUGGGAACAGGAACAUGUCCACGAAACGGAUGCUCCCACAACGCCCAAGAAGGAGCAAACGGAGAAAUUUUAUGCUACUUUUCCAUUUCCCUAUAUGAAUGGACGUUUGCAUUUGGGGCACACAUUUUCCCUUUCCAAAGCCGAAUUCGCUAUACGCUACAAUCGCCUUAAGGGCAAACGUGUCCUGUGGGCUUUUGGUUUCCAUUGCACAGGCAUGCCAAUUAAGGCCUGUGCCGAUAAGCUGAAGCGGGAGCUGGAACAGUUUGGUUAUCCGCCAAAGUUUCCUGAAUUCGUGGAAGAAACUCCGGUGGAGACUAAAUCCCUGGAAGUGCCCAAGGAUAAGUCUAAAGGCAAGAAGAGCAAGGCAGUGGCCAAGACAGGAGCAGCAAAAUAUCAAUGGCAAAUUAUGCAGAGUCUUGGUCUACAAGAUGAGGAAAUCAAAGACUUUGCCAAUGCUGAGCAUUGGCUAAACUAUUUUCCACCUCUGGCAGUACAGGAUCUGAAACGUAUUGGCGUCCAUGUAGAUUGGCGUCGUACAUUUAUCACUACUGAUGCCAAUCCCUACUUUGAUUCAUUUGUCCGCUGGCAAUUCAAUCAUCUGAAGGAACGUGGCAAGGUCAUGUAUGGCAAACGUUAUACUAUUUAUUCGCCAAAAGAUGGUCAACCCUGUAUGGAUCAUGAUCGUUCUUCAGGCGAAGGAGUUGGUCCUCAGGAAUACACAUUGAUUAAGAUGAAGGUGCUGGAGAAGCCCAAAGCUUUAAGUGCCAUCAAGCAACCGGUUUAUCUAGUCGCUGCUACACUUCGUCCCGAGACUAUGUACGGCCAAACGAAUUGCUGGCUUCAUCCGGACAUUAAGUACGUAGCCUGGCAGACAAAUAAAGACAAUGAAGUAUGGGUGAGCACUCGUCGUGCGGCACGCAAUAUGACCUACCAAGGAUUCACAGUUGUGGAGGGAAAAAUUGAUGUUCUGGCCGAGUUGACAGGUCAAGAUCUUCUGGGUGUUCCACUAUGCACUCCCUUGACUCAGCAUAAAAUUGUCUACACGUUGCCCAUGUUGAGCAUAAAAGAGGACAAGGGAACUGGUGUGGUAACAUCUGUGCCCUCCGACUCUCCAGAUGAUUAUGCCGCUCUGUUGGAUCUGCAAAAGAAGGAGGCUUUCCGUCAGAAAUACGGCCUGAAGGAUGAAAUGGUUUUACCCUAUGCACCGAUUUCCAUUAUUGAUGUGCCCACAUUGGGAAAUUUGUCUGCCGUCUAUGCCUAUGAUACAUUGAAAAUUCAAUCUCAAAACGAUAAAGACAAACUGGCCGAAGCCAAGGAGAUGUGCUAUCUGAAGAGUUUCUAUGAUGGCGUCAUGUUGGUUGGUCCUUACACUGGUCGUAAGAUUCAGGACAUUAAGAAGGAUUUGCAGAAGCAAUUGGUUGAUGCCAAGGAAGCUGAUAUUUACUAUGAGCCAGAGAAAACCAUCAUCUCACGUUCAGCGGAUGAAUGUGUUGUCGCACUGUGCAAUCAAUGGUAUUUGAAUUAUGGUGAACCCGAGUGGCGUGCACAGGCUACAAAGAUCCUGCAGGAUAUGGAAACUUUCCAUGAGGAGGCUAGAAAUAAUUUUGAGGCUUGUCUUAACUGGUUGCACGAGUAUGCCUGUUCGAGAACUUAUGGUUUGGGCACAAAACUACCCUGGGAUGAGCAAUGGUUAAUUGAAUCCUUGUCGGAUUCAACUAUCUACAUGGCAUUCUAUACGGUAGCCCAUUUGCUGCAAGGUGGAACAUUCCGUGGCGAAAAGCCAGGUCCAUUUGGCAUCAAACCUGCGGACAUGACACCCGAAGUCUGGGAUUAUAUAUUCUUUAAGGAGACACCAUUGCCCAAGAAAACAACUAUUAAGAAAGAGCACUUGGCAGUCCUACGGCGUGAAUUUGAAUAUUGGUAUCCCAUGGAUUUGCGUGUCUCUGGCAAAGAUCUUAUCCAAAAUCACUUGACGUUCUGUCUUUAUAAUCAUGCUGCUAUUUGGCCAAACGAUGACACCAAAUGGCCCAAGGGCAUGCGUGUGAAUGGCCAUCUUUUGCUGAAUUCAUCAAAAAUGUCGAAAUCUGAUGGAAAUUUCCUAACUCUAUCCGAGGCAGUGGAUAAAUUCUCAGCCGAUGGCAUGCGUUUGUGCCUGGCCGAUGCUGGCGAUAGUGUUGAAGAUGCCAAUUUUGUGGAGAGCACAGCCGAUGCAGGCAUCCUUAGGCUGUAUACCUUUAUCGAGUGGGUCAAAGAGAUGUUGGCCAAUCAAAGUAGUUUGAGAAAAUCGGCCGAAAAGACCUUCAACGAUAAAGUAUUCCUCAGUGAAUUGAAUUUGAAAACCAAACAGACAGAUGAGAACUACAAGAAAAUGUUAUUCAAGGAGGCCCUGAGAAGUGGUUUCUAUGAACUGCAAUUGGCGCGUGACAAGUACAGAGAACUCUGUGGAGCUCAGGGAAUGCAUGAGGAUUUGGUUUUGGAAUUCAUACGCCGUCAGGCCUUGUUAGUGGCUCCAAUUUGCCCACAUAUGGCUGACUAUGUGUGGUCACUUUUGGGUCAGAAGAAGUCCAUAGUUCAUGCCCAAUGGCCAGCGGUUGGUGAAAUCAAUGAGCUGGAUAUUCUAUGUUCCGAUUAUCUAAUGGAAUCGGCACAUUCCUUCCGUUUAAACCUGAAAAACUUGCUUCAAGUCAAAGCAAAGGGUGGCAAAGAGAAGGCAGUGAGUACGCAAACGGCAAAACCAAAUCGUGGUCUCAUUUGGGUUGCAAAAACCUAUCCUCCUUGGCAAUCCUGUGUCCUAGACACCAUGCGAGAGCUAUAUAACAAAACCAAUUCACUGCCCGAUAAUAAAAUUAUUGCCGCCACGCUGCAACAGAAGGCGGAGCUAAAGAAAUUCAUGAAGCGAGUGAUGCCAUUUGCUCAAAUGAUACGUGAAAAAGUCGAGUCCGGCAAAGGAGUUGCUGCCCUGGCUGUUACUCUGGAGUUUGAUGAACGUCAGGUGUUGCUCAGCAAUUUGGAUUAUCUCAAGAAUACAUUAGAUUUGGAUGAUCUGGAAAUUAAAUACACAGAGGACCCAUCAGCUCCUGAGAAAACUCGUGAAGAAGUGCGUCCUGGUUCACCGUUCAUUGCUUUCACUGUGGCUCCCCAUGUCACUGUGGAAUUCGUCAAUCCCAUUGAGCGUUCAUCUUUGUUUCAAGUGAAUACCAUCAUCUCUGAGGGAGACACUGUACAAAGUCUUCGUGAGAAACUUUCAAAAAUCAUUGGUUUCAAAUCGGAUGCCGGUUCUGCCUUGCAAAUCUGGCGCUAUGAUGAUCCCGUCUUGGGACCCCGCAAACUGCCAAAUUUCCAAGAUUACAAAACAGGCAAAUCCCAGCUUGAUCAAGGCAACUUUGUAUUGAAUGUGGAAGAGAAUCGUAUCAGUGUACAGGAACAGGGAGGAAAACUAACUGAUGUUGGACGAAAUUUCAUUUAUGUUGUGGAGUAGGGAGUGAGGAGGAAUCUUGGUUUUUGGCCUUAAACUAAUUUAUUCAUGAACAUGUGCGUGGAACCUUGUACAAAUACUUAACCCAAUUAGAUAAGCGAAGUAUUUCAAUACGCUUUCAAAAUGGCCUAAAGAGUGUUUGCUUAAUGAAGAAAUCGAGAACGUGUGUGUGUGUUUGUACAAAUAAAACUUGAAAUCUAUAUUCUAA